UCAAGUUCCUCUCUUAGAUACAUAUGACCACUAGCUAGAAUGUAUAAUCUGAUGCAUACCAGUAUACUCGCUAAAUUCAAAUAUUAACGUGCAAGAAUUUCGCAAUCUACACAUCUAAGUCUCCCACACCCACCAUUUUCAACACACAUCAAUUAAUGGAGGUAUAUCCUACCCUUGUCUUAUUAUCCGGUACCAUAUUCUUUUUCUUGUCAUGUUCUGCAGCGGUAGAUACAAUAUCUGCAAAUCAACCAAUCAAAGAUGGCAGCACCAUUGUUUCAGAUGGUGAGACGUAUGAGCUGGGGUUUUUUAGCCCCAGAAAGUCCAAGAAUCGUUACCUCGGGAUAUGGUACAAGAAGAUCUCAACUUGUACGAUCGUGUGGGUUGCUAACAGGGAAACGCCAAUCAGCAUUGCAUCUGCCGUGUUCGAACUCAGUAGAGAAGGAACUCUGCUGAUUCUUAGUGGUGAUAAUUAUACUAAUACCGUGAUCUGGUCAUCCGAUUCGGUGGCAUCUGUCAAUGUAAUUAAUCCCGUGGCACAGCUUCUGGACAGCGGAAAUCUUGUGGUGUGGGAUGAAAAUAGCACCAAAGAAAAUCCCAUCUGGCAAAGCUUCGACUAUCCUGGUAACACGUUGCUACCAGGAAUGAAACUAGGGAAGGAUUUGGUAAAAGAAAGAGAGAGGUAUUUAACAUCAUGGCAGAGCCCUGAUGAUCCUUCUAUUGGUGUGUAUAAAUACUGGUUAGACACAAAUGGCUAUCCACAAAUAUUUGAGCGAAAAGGUUCUGUUGAACACUCCAGGCUUGGACCAUGGAAUGGUCUUGGGUUCCGCGGCCUUCCUAUCGAAAACACGAAUCCAAUUUAUUCCGUAGAGUUUGUUGUCAACCAGAACGAAUUGUAUUAUAGAUAUAAACUUAAGAGUUCAGUUAUUCAAAGGAUAAUCGUGAUGUGGGAUGGCAUCAUACUGCACUUGAAUUGGAUCGAGCGAACACAGGAAUGGGUCACGUAUCAGAAUAUAGUAGUUGAUAGUUGUAGUCGUUAUGGACCAUGUGGUCCUUAUGGGAUCUGUGCUCACAUUAGAUCUCCCCCUUGCAGUUGUAUGGAAGGUUUUGAAGUAAAAGUCCCUGAAGAAUGGAAUGCAGGAGAUUGGUCGAGUGGGUGUCAACGUAAAAAGCCUUUGGAUUGUGGGAUUGGUGGGGAUCAUGGCUUCCAGAAAAUUUCAGGUGUGAAGUUUCCAGACACAAGACGUUCAUGGUACAACCUGAGCAUGUCCCUUGGAGAAUGUGAGAUGGCUUGCAUGAAGAAUUGCUCUUGUACAGCUUAUGCAAAUUUAGAUAUCAGAAACGGAGGAAGUGGAUGUUUGCUAUGGUUUGGCGAACUAAUGGACAUGAGACAGUAUGAUGAAAAUCAACAUCUUUAUAUAAGAAUGGCAACCACCGAGUUAUCAGGCCAAUCAAGAUUUAACAAGAAGAAGAGAAUACUUACUUUGGUGUUGUCAGUUUUGUCAACUGUACUGCUUCUAUCUACAAUAGUGUAUGCCUUUAAAAAGAAAAGGAAAAGGCGCCAAAAGAAAGGACGAGGAAACCGUACACAUAACGCUCAUAAGGAUCAUUCCAGCCUUCAGAGCGAAAACCUUGACGAGUUACCUUCUUUUAGCAUGCAUGAAAUCUCUAUGGCUACCGAUGACUUCAACAUUGACAACAAGAUUGGAGAAGGUGGUUUUGGUCCAGUUUACAAGGGUUUAUUGAAAAACGGACAAGUAAUAGCUGUUAAGCGACUCUCAAAAACAUCCAACCAGGGGCUUGAUGAAUUCAAGAAUGAGGUCAUUUGUAUUGCCAAACUUCAACAUCGCAAUCUUGUGAAGCUCCUUGGAUACUGCAUUCAUGGAAAUGAAAAAAUUCUGAUUUAUGAAUACAUGGAUAACCAAAGCUUGGACUCAUUUCUAUUUGAUGAAAUUAGACGUUCAAUGCUUGAUUGGCCUCAACGUUUUGGCAUUAUCCAUGGUAUAGCUCGAGGUAUUCUUUAUCUACAUCAAGACUCCCGCCUCCAAAUUAUCCAUAGAGAUCUCAAGGCAGCUAAUAUCUUGUUGGACAGCGAAAUGAAUCCAAAAAUAUCUGACUUUGGCCUUGCUCGAAAGUUUGUUGGACAGGAUGGCAUGGCUAGAACAAAGAAGGUGGUUGGAACAUAUGGUUACAUUCCUCCCGAGUAUGCAAUACAUGGACGUUUCUCAAUAAAGUCAGAUGUAUUUAGCUUUGGUGUAAUUAUGUUGGAGAUAGUGUGUGGAAAGAAAAACAGAGGGUUCUCUCAUGAAGGUCAUAGUGAUAAUCUUCUUGGACAUGCAUGGAGACUCUAUAGAGAAGACAAGUCCAUUGAAGUCAUGUGUGCAUCUUUACGCAACUCAUGUGUGGUCCCUGAAGUCUUACGAUCAAUACAUGUUGGGUUAUUGUGCGUGCAACAUCAUGCCGAAGAUAGGCCCACUAUGUUAUCAGUUGUUUUGAUGUUGAUUAGUGAGAGUACACUGCCUCCACCUAAAAAACCAGCUUUUUUCAAUGAAGACAGUUACCCUGAAGUUGUGUCCGUUUCAUCACAAGAGGAAUAUAUGAUAACACUAUUGUAUGCUAGAUAGAAAGCAUGUGAUUAUGUAUGAUGUAAAAUUAAUUGUGGACACUUCUAUUCAUCCCCUUCAUUACUUGCUUUAGUUUUCUCCUUUCCACAUUGUAAUCAUGGAUUCCAUGAAUUUAACUGUUCAAAUAAGUGUUUAAGAUAGUAGCAUGAUAGGGCUUU
Lactuca sativa (garden lettuce) is the source of this 2779-nucleotide messenger RNA. RefSeq names its product G-type lectin S-receptor-like serine/threonine-protein kinase At4g27290. Gene Ontology annotation, molecular function: protein serine/threonine kinase activity; ATP binding. NCBI's taxonomy places the organism in Eukaryota, Viridiplantae, Streptophyta, Magnoliopsida, Asterales, Asteraceae. Gene Ontology annotation, biological process: protein phosphorylation; recognition of pollen. The record is from RefSeq and is a predicted model, not a curated record.